AAAAAAAAAACAGUUGGAACACCACUUGAUUUAUUUAAUUAUUUACAUGUAUGUGAGUUACUGUGUGACUAAGAUCGUUAAGAGUUUGCACAAUAGACUGUAUGUUAAACGUGUUAAGGGGUGUAUUAUGGAACUUGCUUCAUACGCAAUUUCACUAAUCGUAAUGUAAACGAUUUAACACGUCAUAAACUACAUGCUUUAGAAUGAACGAUUUCUGGUGCGGUUCAGUUAAGCUGAUUCACCCCUAGGCGUCGUUAAAGUUUUAGGAGUCUAACUGGUCUAACCCAUAUAAGGACUGAAUCCCAAUUAUUCACCUAUUCCCAAUAUUAAGGCACUACAUGGCCUAUAAAUUCGAUAGCUUCUCCAUCAUAUGUGCAGCACAUAUCUAUAUGUCUAAUAAUGGCGGCUGAUCAGGUAAUGUAUGGUUAUAUUGAUAUGCCGUGACGACAUCUAUGCUACGUCGGCUUUAGUAAUUAAUUUUCUCACGUGUGUGUGUGUAUAGCCUAUAUAAUAUAUAUUUAUCUUAAAGCCAUUUAGGGUGGUUUCAGAUACUAUAGGAUAGCAUGUAUCCUAAUUAAGACGUUUUAAAUAUCAUUGUUUAUUGCUAUUUCAGUUAGUAUAUUUUUUCCAAAUGAACCAGCCUAAACAGCAUUGUAUGUAUGUUUGAUAUUUUAAUAAGAAAUAGAGAUACGUUGUGUUUUGGUAAUUAGGAGCCUUUAUGAAAUACCUGUCCUGCCACAAUACCCGAAUCUACUCUGUCCAUGGUGCUGUAGAUUAAUAUUCGUUUUCUAUCGAAUGAAAGAUGGUAACCUGUCUAUGGACUCAUAUCUUUAUUAUUUAUGGCACCGUUAGGCUAUCGAUCAAAUAUUUGUUCGGGCUACAAAUUCGUUACACAUCCUAAAAUUAUGUAGAUCAUUCCGAAACAUAAACCGCAGGACCCAGACAAGUAAACAGCCCAAAAGGAUGAAUCAGAAUAGGCUUUAUUAAAACAUUAUUGAUUAUUUUUUACUGAGACAUUGUCAGAUCAGCUAUAACUACUGAAAAUUAUUAAUAUAAUAUAAACAUUGCAUAUUAAUAUAGAGCGUUUAGCUUUUAUAUUGGUAUCCAAUUAUGCAUGGAUUUUUGGAUUUAUUCAUAUAAUAAUAAUAUCAUUUGUAAAUGUUAAUUGAUUUAUUUAACAUUGGUAUGCUCCAAAGAACAACUGGUGCUUCCGGACUAUCAUUCCUCACUCCUCUUAGCCUGUAACUUUCCCACUUUAUACAAUAUAAGGUCCAUGGCCUACAAGACGGAGGUGUCACAUGGAAGUUGUCACUUUAUUCUUUCGAUAUAAAUAUUUGUCCCCCUGCACAUUUCUCUAUAACCAAUCAAGCCUUCCGAUAAACCAUAUAUCCAUCACUACAAGUCUGGAUUGAAUAUUAACCUUGUGGGAGAAUUUGAGCUUAAAUAAGUAUGGGUAAAUCAUGUCUCAGUCGAAGAGGCUGAUUCUCAGGAUUAUAAAUCUUAAUUGUGUAAAACGUUUAUUUUUACUUUUUUACUGUCGAAAAUAUUGGUAAUUCUUGAGCACUGAUUUUGAUCUAAAAUGAUUGAUUGAGCAUAACGGUCGUGUGUUGUUUAAAAUAAUAAUAAUAAUAAAAACACCGGCAAUUAGGCUACUAAAUAAAUAGUCCUUUGUUUCAAGUGAGGGGGGAAAAACCUGAAUAAGCUAAUUCGAAAUUAAAACACGAAGAUGUAGUCUAUAAUUCUACCUGUACAGCCUGCUUGGGUCAUGUCCUAUUAUUUAGAAAAAUAGAUCUCAAAUGAACUUGGCUGAUUUUGUUCAUUUAAAAAAAAAAAAAAGUUUAUACGUAUUUAAUAACGGGUGGCAGCUCUUUUAAUGUGCAAAUUUAAAGCGGUGACAGCGAGCGCCAAUGAAAACAGACUCCUAAAUUCAGUCCGGCACUUUUUCCGUCUGUGACAGUCAUUACGUCACUGUCGGAUUUAGCCAAUCACAGCGGGGUACGAGCCCUUCUACUUUCCAAGUGACACGCUCAAAGUUUGGACUUUUUCAGCAAAAGGACAGCAGGUCGAUGAAAAUGUUUUAUUAUCUUCCAGGUCUUCAUAUGUGAACUACCAAGAAAGACUGCCAUUUUAUUUAUAGAAGAUUUCAAAACAACACUGAAUAGCAGCCUAUAGCUGUCGCGGCUCUGUCGCUCUCUCGCUCGCUCUCUCUCUCUCGCUCUCUCUCUCUCUCUGUCUCUCUCUCUCUUUCUGUCUUCCUCUUUAUUCAAAGAGAAUGCCAAAGCUUGAACAUUUGCAAUGUUUUUGAACUCAGCGACUGGAUUUCGCCUGGGAGGAGAUGGCUAUAACGCGGCAGUUUGAUUAAUUCGGAAUUUUAAACGCGAAAAAAAAUAAUAAUUCAGCACUAAGCCUUUUUUUUUUUUUUUUUUUUGUUAAUGCAAUGCUUUUUAUGCGCGGUUUUACAAUUUCGUGCGCUUUGUUGCAGAAUAACCUGCUCUUUUUGACCUGUGGGCGCUUUUACACACAGUAAAUAACCUCAAUUAUUCUUUCUUUUGAACAAAUCACAGUUUUUACAACUCUCCGCGUAAUUGCACAUUUUGAGACGUUUUGAGCUGUGGUUGCUCGGUUAUGUUAGCUGUGGGGCAAAUGGACGGACCUCGUCAGGGAGCCUUCCUCCUCAACACCUCGCCUUUAUCCGCUCUGCACAGCAUGACCGAAAUGAAGACGCCUCUGUACCCGGCUUACCCGUUACCGUCUACCGGCCCGGCGUCGUCUACCUCCCCGACCUCGACCUCUCCCAACCCGGGCGGGGUCCCGGUGUCUUCCCCGGGGAUCAAAACGUCAACGGCUGGACUCUCAACUCUCGCAUCCCAGCAGUGCUUGGCCUCGGCCACCCCACAUGGGAUAAACGACAUCCUCAGUCGGCCGUCGGUGGUCGCCUCUGGAGCAACUUCCGCUCCAGCCGGUCUGCUGUCUGGUCUGCCCCGCUUCAGCAGCCUGAGUCCACCUCCUCCUCCAGGGCUUUAUUUCAGCCCGAGCGCAGCUGCCGUAGCCGUGGCCCGCUACCCCAAACCGCUGGCCGAGCUGCCCGGCAGGACCCCUAUAUUCUGGCCGGGAGUGGUGCAAAGCCCGCACUGGAGAGAUGCCAGAUUUGCGUGUUCGCCUCAUCAGAACUCAGUGCUGUUGGAUAAGGACGGGAAGAGGAAACACACAAGACCUACGUUUUCCGGUCAGCAAAUUUUCGCUCUGGAAAAGACUUUUGAACAGACCAAGUAUUUAGCAGGACCGGAGAGAGCGCGUCUGGCCUACUCCCUGGGCAUGACAGAGAGCCAAGUGAAGGUGUGGUUUCAAAACCGGAGAACGAAGUGGCGGAAGCGGCACGCGGCUGAGAUGGCUUCGGCCAAGAAGAAACAAGACUCGGAGACAGAGCGGCUGAAAGGCGCGUCGGAAAACGAAGACGACGACGACGAUUACAACAAGCCUUUAGAUCCAAACUCGGACGACGAGAAAAUCACGCAGCUGCUGAAGAAACACAAACCGAACCCCGGGCUCAUAAUGCACGGAGGGGACACCGACAGCUCGUAAAUCUCCCCGCAGGAGGAGCUGUGUUGACUCUCCAGUGCAGAAUCAGAAAAAUGACUGCGUGUUUUCAUUCAGUUGUGAAAUGUCUGUGAGUGGAUGCAAAAAAAUCUCAUGCACUGCCCGAGGAACUGAGCGCAUCACACACUGCAAGCGGACCUUUAUGUAAAACAGCAGCGUGAGUUGUAUUGAAUAGAAAUUAUAUUACUGUGAAUAUUUAUGUGUAAAAUAUCUUUUUGUAUAGUAAACGCAAUAGGCUCUUUUUUCUAAUCUCGAUUAUGUUCUGUUUGCAUCCUCACACCGGAAUAAGCGCAUCUCAUUUUCAUUUUAACACUUGUUUUUCUUUCUUUUUCUUUCUUUCGUUCUUCCCAAAUAGCAUUUCUAUUUAAAAACCAAUGUAGGCUUAUUUCUGCCGUCAGGGCCAAGAACACCUGACGUUCAGUUUUGCAAUUUAAGUUUGCUUAAGUUUUAAGUGUAAAUAAUCAACACGGUUUAACAGUGAAACUAUAUUUGUAAAAUAUCCCCUAGUGUUCGUCUCACAAUAAUAGGAUGUUCCCUUUUCCCUUUUCACACUUAAUUUAUAAAAUUUUACGUUUGUAACGGUGUUGGAUGCGGGAAAUGCGCUUUGCAUAUACAUGUGAUAUUGCACUUUUAUUUAAUAAAAAAAAAAAGUG
Molecule: messenger RNA, 4250 nt
Organism: Ictalurus punctatus (channel catfish)
Lineage: Eukaryota; Metazoa; Chordata; Actinopteri; Siluriformes; Ictaluridae
Gene: nkx6-1
Product: NK6 homeobox 1
Exons: 3
Coding region: 2626-3582 (318 amino acids)
Biological process (GO): regulation of transcription by RNA polymerase II; cell differentiation
Cellular component (GO): nucleus
Molecular function (GO): DNA-binding transcription factor activity, RNA polymerase II-specific; RNA polymerase II cis-regulatory region sequence-specific DNA binding
Source: RefSeq, a predicted model, not a curated record